UGAUCAUAUAGAAAAUGGAUUGGAGCAUGUACUUACAGUUAUGAUAGAUAAAGAUAAUUAUGCAACGAGAUAUUUUAAUCAAAUGUUCACUGUACCGGAACAUGCAGAAACUCACAUUUUUGACUACCUACAACAUUCCAUAAUGACAGAAGAACAUUUUUUGCAACAGGAUAUUUUUAACAUAUUAGGUAUCCGUGCUGAUAAACCCAAAAGUAUUCCUAAUCCUGCAGAUACUACCAAAAGUAUCCGUGCUGAUAAACCCAUAAGUAUUCCUAAUCCUGCAGAUACUACCAAAAGUACUCCUGCGCAUGCUGAUGAAAACGAUAACAUUUACAAAGAUGGAAAUUAUGUUAGAGGUAGUACUGUGCAUAAUGAUGAAUACAAUAGAAUUUACAAAGCUACUAAUACUGAAACUUUAAAAUUGACCAAACUUGGAAAGGCGAGAAGAGAUCUUACUGGAGAUGCUAUUAUAAAUGUGCUUACCAAAAAAUUAGGUGAUUAUAAAUAA
Adelges cooleyi (spruce gall adelgid) is the source of this 508-nucleotide messenger RNA. RefSeq lists its product as uncharacterized. The transcript is spliced from 12 exons. Lineage: Eukaryota; Metazoa; Arthropoda; Insecta; Hemiptera; Adelgidae. Bases 41 to 508 code for a protein of 155 amino acids. The record is from RefSeq and is a predicted model, not a curated record.